This is a messenger RNA of Closterium sp. NIES-65, 432 nucleotides long. The record is from the annotation of a GenBank genome assembly. Lineage: Eukaryota; Viridiplantae; Streptophyta; Zygnematophyceae; Desmidiales; Closteriaceae.
AUGCUGGACUGGACGAGUCGCCCGUGCACCUCGCCAUCCUGUUUCCGCUCAUCGCACUAUGCAUUCCCGUCCCCCGCGAAAGUGGUGAUCCACGGCUCAGGUUGCGCCACGUGUCAGCGCGGGCAGCGCUGCUCCUUCCGCGUCUGGGAGCAGCUGCUGGGGAAGGCGGUCAAGGAGAGCUGGUGGAGGCGCGACUUAGCUCUGACUUUAAGAGGCGCUGCGCUAGCUCACGGGGACAUUAGGUGUCUAGACCCUCUGCACUGCACGGAGUUUAGAGUGUCGUACCACGUGUGUGUGGGACUUCAGCAAUUACUGGGCGAUGCUGCACGUGGGGUGCGCCAAUCUCAAAUUUUCCCCAGCCCUUGCGCACCACAACCGCAUGCACCAGCACAGCCUCGCCUCCUGGCCAAUCACAAUCACGCCACGUGGUGA